AUGAACAUGCAAUGUAAUAAUAUUAGUCCAGCGUUGGAAAUUUCGAGUGUAAAGGACUUUUUACGAAACAUAUGCCUGGACAAAGAGGAUAUAAUUGUACAAAAUCUGGAACUCAGAAAUGUAAGAACCGUGUACGAUUUUUUACGCCAUGUGUCUUACCUUACGGUAACGAGUUGCACUGGUAUGAGCAAUGAGGAAAAUGUGGGCAUAAGUAGCCAAUCGAAUUUGAAAUUUGCAAGUGCGCAUGAAAAUAUUUUGCAGAAUGGGGUCAGCGUAAAUGGCAAAGUAGCGCAACAUAAUGGGGAUGUGGGGAAUCUGGGGGAGGGGGAGCUGUGUAAUGGUCACGCCCCUGUGAGUAGGGAAAAAGGUGACAGAUGUAAUGGGGUGCAAAUAAAUGGGCAGCACGGUGGGGCCGCACAAGGCGAGGGGAUACUCACCAAUGGAAUUGGUAGCAGCGGAGUGGACGUCCCCGCCACGCACAGCGAAGCGACCUAUGCGUGCAAAGAGAUCGCGGCCAUGCAGGAUUACUACGAGCAGGCGAAGGAGAAGCGAAGUGACGCAGAGAAAAAAGGGGAGUACAUGUACUUUGACAUGUACAUAAAGUCAGAAGUGAUUAAAACCUUCCCCACGACGGACAGGGAUAAGGAAAGGUUGAUAAAUUAUAUAUACAAAGUGAUGGACGUAAAUGACCUCUUGAUGAUGUGUAUUCAUUUUGGUCUCCCCCAUUUGUGGCCUAAAUUUGAACGGAGCAAAAUUCGAAAUGUAGAUUUGUUCAAGCGCAUAAUCAUAGAAGGGAGGAAGUUCGAAAGGGUAAAGAACGAAAUGGGCAUCUCCUUCUCCGAAUUUGUACAAAUCCUGAACUUUGCCUUAAGUGUAAAAAAGAAGAGAAUUUUCUGCAACAACAUUUUUAGCCAGUUCGAUCCCUGGGAUUGUAAAAGUAAAAAAAAACACACCAAAACGAUAUGCGACAAAAUACAUCAGUUUAUCGAGUUUGACAAUUGGACCUUUAAAAAUAUUAUUGAUAAUCCUUUUUUCCAAAGAUUACGAAAUUUAUCUCAGUUAGGUGUUUGCCAAUUUGUCUACCCUGGAGCUACGCACACCAGAUUUGAGCACAGUUUAGGAGUUGGUUAUUUGUCUGCAAAAUAUUUCACUCAUUUGUGUAAUCGCUAUAAUUUAUCUCCGUAUUGUGGGGAAUUAAAUAAAAUGCUUCGGUGUGUGCAGAUAGCUGGUUUGUGUCACGACUUGGGACAUGGACCAUUCAGUCAUACAUUUGAAAGCUUCUUUAUGAAUUAUAAAAAAGAAGACACAGAUCAUAAAUGGAACCAUGCAUCUAUGUCUCUAAAAAUUGUGGAACACAUUAUAGAAAAUUUGAUAGACCAGGAUGAUGUGCUAGACUCCACAGAUAUCAAAAUUAUAAAAAAGUUAAUAAUUGGGCGUGCACACUACAAAUCGCUUUGCGGUGUAGAUCCUGUAGAUUCUUUAAUAGAAGCUUCUUACGACAUUAUAUGUAAUAAUAGGAAUGGAUUGGAUGCAGACAAAUUUGAUUACCUCCAGAGAGAUGCAACUAUUGCCCCCCCAAAUGGGACACUUCCAUCCCUCAAUUGUAAUCGAAUCAUUAGCCAAAGUUCUGUUAUUAAUGGCCAUAUAACAUACAACGUUAAGGAGAUCCAUCCUGUGUGGACUGUGUACAUGAACAGAUUUUCUUUAUUCAAACAAGUGUAUACUCAUAGAAAGGUGCGAGUUAUGGAGCUGAUGCUGUGUGAUGGCUUUCGUCUCGCUGAUGAUAUUUUCAAGUGGUCAGAAUCUUUACAAGACUUGGAUGCUUUUCUUGACCUAACUGAUUCGUCCAUCAUUUAUGAUAUUAAGAACAGAGCGAAAAAACACAAGUACGAUGAGCAGGUGCAGAAAUCGCUAAACCUAAUUAACUCCGUUAUACAUGAUAGGAACUCCAACUAUGCAUACAAAUACAUUGCAGAAAUUAACCUUUCUGAACCACAACUCAUUAAGUACUUGAAGGACAUAACAAAUGAAGAGAGGAUUGCUAGAUAUGCUCAUGGACUUAGUCCAGAUGAUAUUAUCAUAGACUGGAACCAUUUGAACUAUGGAAUGGGUGCAAACGACCCACUGGAUUCGGUUUAUUUCUACAGCUCCGAUAAUGAGGAUGAGGCUUUCAUAGCGCACAAGGAGUAUAGGGGCACGCACCCGAGGUACUUUGAAGAGUGCAACGUGAGGUUGUACUGUAAAAAUAAAAUGGUCGCUCAUUUGGCGAAGGACGCGCAUAACAAGUUCUUGUCCGAUGUCUUCUCGGAAUCCUCGCCCCUUUACAAGAAAAAAAUAGUUAAAUGA
Molecule: messenger RNA, 2346 nt
Organism: Plasmodium fragile
Lineage: Eukaryota; Apicomplexa; Aconoidasida; Haemosporida; Plasmodiidae
Exons: 1
Coding region: 1-2346 (781 amino acids)
Biological process (GO): dGTP catabolic process
Cellular component (GO): nucleus
Molecular function (GO): dGTPase activity
Source: RefSeq, a predicted model, not a curated record